Molecule: messenger RNA, 1062 nt
Organism: Cutaneotrichosporon oleaginosum
Lineage: Eukaryota; Fungi; Basidiomycota; Tremellomycetes; Trichosporonales; Trichosporonaceae
Source: RefSeq, a predicted model, not a curated record
UCUCAGUCUCUCCAUCCUUUCGUUCUCGAGCCCGCCUCUGAUCUCGCCUUUACCUGCAUCUUUGCUCGCGCACUCAAUCCACACGUUUGUCGCAGCAAUGGCCUCAAUCCUUGACGUCAUAUAUGGCUUGUGGGAGCCCGUCGUCUUCCUCGGCCUCUCUGCGGCAUACCUGCCAUCCACUGUGCUCCAGAUCUUCCGUGAUCGCCAGUGGGGAGCGUUCGUAUCGUUUGACCAGUUUAGCUACAUUUGGUUUGCCAAUCUUUGGCGGUUUGCUGGCCCAAUGGUCCGCGAAGGGGCCGAGGCUCGCGUGGUCCCUCUGCUGCAGGGCCGCGUCCGUGCUGGGGCAAUCGUUAGUCCGCAUGACGAUGGCACCAUACUUCCCGGCGGCGUUGGCGGUACGGUCAUCGAAGUCGGGCCUGGCAGCGGCAACUGGGUCAACCUUUUCUCGGACAAGUACCUAUCGGACGAUGGAAACCGCCAACGUAGUGGCGGGUAUCGCACUCGAGUCGAUAAGGUCUAUGGCGUAGAACCAAACGCUGAUCACCACGCCGCCCUUCGGCAGCGCGUCCAAGACGCCGGUCUCGAGGGGCGCUACGAAGUGGUGCCGGUGGGCAUUCAAGAUAUUGGAAGGUCCGGGCUCAUAGCCAAGGGCAGUGUCGACGCUAUCGUCACCGUCAUGUGUCUCUGCAGUAUUUCCGAGCCCGAACAAAACAUCCGGGAGCUCUACACGUAUCUUAAGCCGGGGGGUCGCUGGUUCGUGUAUGAGCACGUCAAGUGCAACCGCAGCCAGGGCGGUUUCAUGACCGUUUACCAGCGCAUUCUAAAUCUCAUUUGGCCCUCGUUCAUGGGCGGCUGUGACCUCUGUCGCGACACUUCAACUUCGCUGUUUGCCGCUGGCGAGUGGAAAGAUUUUGAUCUUGCUAUGCCGGUGGACGAGCCCUGGUGGGCGACGACACCACACACUUAUGGCAUCAUCACAAAGUGAAGCUCGUUUACAAAAUUAUAUGUUAUGGUUGGCACAUGCAUACGGUAUGGUUGGCACAUGCAUACGGUAUGGUUGGC